CCUGUACCACCACCUCCUUUGUCUGUGCACCGGGUUUCGGUACGCAAGGCUGGUUAUUUAUUUAUUUCCUUUUUAUUUGGAGGAUAUAUUUUUAAUAUAUAUCCAUUCUUUUUUCAUUUAUUGAAUGACAGUCGAAUCUGAAAUAUUUAUGCCUAAAAGCAAAGCGCCAAAAAUGGAUGACCUGGACUACAUCCCGGUAGACCUGAGUCCAGAGGAGCGCUCUGAGCUGGAGGACAUCCGCCGGAGGAAGGGAGCACUGCUGCAGGAGAUCCAGAGGCUCAGAGACGAGCUCAGAGAGGCCAUCAUAGAGGUGGAGGGAUUGGAGACUAGUACAGAGGGCAGUAAAACUCUACAGAAGAACAGGCAUGUGGCCAUGGGAAGGAAGAAGUUCAACAUGGACCCCAAAAAGGGUAUUGUGUUCCUGGUGGAGAAUGAGUUGCUCAGACACACUCAAGAGGACGUUGCCCAGUUCCUGUACAAAGGAGAGGGCCUCAACAAGACUGCUAUAGGAGACUACCUGGGAGAGAGGGAGGACUUUAAUCUCAAGGUUCUGCAGGCGUUUGUUGACCUUCAUGAGUUCACUGAUCUCAACCUGGUCCAGGCUCUCAGGCAGUUCCUGUGGAGUUUCCGUCUGCCCGGCGAGGCUCAGAAGAUUGACAGGAUGAUGGAGGCCUUCGCCCAGAGAUACUGUCACUGCAACCCUGGGGUCUUCCAGAGCACUGAUACGUGCUAUGUGCUGUCGUUUGCCAUCAUCAUGCUGAACACCAGCCUCCACAACCCCAACGUGAGAGACAAGCCUGGAUUGGACCGCUUCAUCUCCAUGAACAGAGGCAUCAACGAGGGUGGAGACCUGCCAGAGGACCUGCUCAGAAAUCUUUAUGACAGCAUCAAGAACGAGCCCUUCAAGAUCCCUGAGGAUGAUGGGAACGACCUGACACACACCUUCUUCAACCCCGACAGAGAGGGCUGGCUCCUCAAACUGGGAGGACGGGUGAAGACCUGGAAAAGAAGAUGGUUCAUUCUCACAGACAACUGCCUCUACUACUUUGAAUAUACUACAGAUAAGGAGCCCAGAGGUAUCAUUCCCCUAGAGAACCUAAGUAUCCGUGAGGUUGAAGACCCCAGGAAACCUAACUGCUUUGAGUUGUACAUCCCCAACAACCGUGGUCAGCUGAUCAAGGCCUGUAAGACGGAGGCAGACGGCAGAGUGGUGGAGGGGAACCACAACGUGUACCGCAUCUCUGCCCCCACACCCGAGGAGAAGGACGAAUGGAUCCACCACAUCAACUCUGCGGUCAGCGUGGACCCCUUCUACGAGAUGCUGGCUGCCAGGAAGAAACGCAUAUCAUUAAAGAAGAACGAGGAACAACCGUAGAACAUUCCCUUCUUCCUCCCUCCUCUCCUCUUCAUCUCCUCCUCCACCUCUUCAUCUCUCAUUCCAACAUGGGACACAAGCCCUUCUCUCCUCCUUCCUAGAUUCAUUCCUCCCUUUUUUUCCCCCCCCUCUUUCUUUCUGUGUGGAGGACUCGUUGCUAUCCUGUUUAAGAGACUGGCCAGCACACACAGGCAGUUCAUUCCAC
Messenger RNA from Coregonus clupeaformis (lake whitefish), 1580 nucleotides. RefSeq names its product cytohesin 2 (gene cyth2). Gene Ontology annotation, molecular function: guanyl-nucleotide exchange factor activity. The coding region runs from base 125 to 1375 and encodes 416 amino acids. The record is from RefSeq and is a predicted model, not a curated record. Gene Ontology annotation, biological process: regulation of ARF protein signal transduction. NCBI's taxonomy places the organism in Eukaryota, Metazoa, Chordata, Actinopteri, Salmoniformes, Salmonidae. The transcript has 12 exons.